Pocillopora meandrina is the source of this 1200-nucleotide messenger RNA. NCBI's taxonomy places the organism in Eukaryota, Metazoa, Cnidaria, Anthozoa, Scleractinia, Pocilloporidae. The record is from the annotation of a GenBank genome assembly.
AUGCGUGACACAUUAGUUUUCGGCACCGAUUCGGAAGAGGUCAGACGAAAAUGCAUUGCCCGCGGUAAUGAAUUAACCUUUGCAAGGGCAAAAGAAAUUGCACGAACUGAUGAGGCUACCCAGAUGCAAUUAAAAGCAAUGAGUGACACUACAAACCCAAAGCAAGAAGAAGGGGAAGUCAAUGCAAUCAGCAGAGGAAACAAGCCCAGAAACCAGCCCCACCAAAGGUACACCAGUGGUAGAGGAAACAGACGACGUGACAACAACCUAAGACAGUGCUACAGAUGUGGAGACACACCACACACCAAAGACCAGCAGUGCCCAGCCACUGGAGUAGAAUGCUUCAACUGCAACAAACGCGGUCAUUUUAGCAAAGUUUGCAAGUCUAAAACAAGGUCAGAUGUGAUGACCCUACAAAAGAACAACCUGAUGGUGUAACAAGUGAAUGCACAAGCUACGACAAAGUCUUCCUGGGAACACUAGAAGCCUGAGACAGCCCCAGUACCUCAAUGAUCGCAAGCAUUGAACAAAAGAAAAACAACGCACCAAAGUCACGACUGAAAUACAAGUCACGGUAGACCCCCAUGAUACACACCUGAUACCUAUUAUCUGCAAGGUCGACACUGGUGCAGAAGUUAAUGUCAUCUCCAAAGACGACUAUGACAGACUCAACCGCAGUUCCCAGCAGAUACCCCUUGGCCCAACACACCACAGGAUUACUGCGUAUGGAGGCCACGCCAUCAAGACCCUUGGAACCUGUCCACUAUACGUCCAUCAAAAUGGCAGCAUUAAAGAAGUCGUUUUCAAUGUUACUGACGUACCAGGACCUACAAUGCUUGGCUGUAAAACCUGCGAGGAACUUGAGCUGGUAAAAUUUAAUUGCAGCCUAGAAACCUCCAAAGAAGACAAAGAGACCCGCCUUAAAGAACACAGACCAUGCAAACCGCACCAAAGGACCAGCAGAUACCCUAGCCGUCUAGACACUGAAACAUACCCCCACUGGACAGGAUAACCUUCUUCAACAACUUCGGAGACUGCUUUGAAGGCCUGGGAACCUUCAAUAUGAAACCUUAUCACAUCACCCUAGACUCCAAUGCUGAACCUGUCAUCCACGCACCACGUACCGUACCAGUACACCUUCGAGACAUGUUUAGAAAGGAAAUCAACACCAUGGUAGAACUUGGAGUGCUCAUACCGUAA